CCUGUCAACUAAAGUUGUUGGUUUCUUACCUUCAUUUUAACUUGUUUUCUCCACUUUUACUUACGUCCGCAUCAACUGUCCGCUAUCGCAUAAAAUCAACAAACAGACUUUAUUUGUCACACAGCAAUGGUAAACUUUGCAGACAUUUCACAGAAUGCGCUGGAGACAUUCAAUAGUAGCAAACAUGUCGACGCAUCUGCUGUAUGGUUACAAUUCGCAGUAAUGACUGGCAUUUCAUUACUCACAAUCAUCGUAUUCUCUCUUCUCAGACCACGGAAUAAACUCGUAUACGCACCUAAAGCUAAGCAGUCUUUGGAAGCUAUCAAGCACCUCCCAGCACUCAAUGACAGCUUAUUCAGUUGGGUGAAACCAAUGUUCACAAUGAAAGAAUCUCAAUUAAUCGAUAAAAUUGGUCUAGAUGCGGUCACUUUCGUCCGCUUUCUCAGAUUACUAUGCGAGGUUUUUAUCUGUAUCGUUAUCAUUUGUUGCGGUGCGCUUAUCCCAGUAAAUAUGGUUUACAAUUAUAAAAACAUCAACGAAUCUGAUAGAACAUGGUUAGAUUCAACUACUAUUAUGGCCGUUGGUGGUCGUGUACUCUGGGCUCAUUGCGCCGCUUCUUAUGUCAUAGUUGCUGUCGUACUUUGGAGGAUUUGGGUGCACACCCGCGAAAUGGUAGCUUUGCGCAAUGAAUGGUUUAGAUCUGAGGAGUAUCAAACUAGUUUAUACGCUAGAACACUCAUGAUACAAAAUUUACCAAGAAAACUCAUGUCUGAUCAAGGUUUACUCUCUAUUCUCAAAAGCGAUCCUAAUUCAAUUUCAAAGAAGAAGAAACGCGCAAUUGACAUUCCUUAUGAGUUUAGCUCUACACACGUUUCGAGGAAAGUUGGUAAAUUACCAACCCUUAUAGAGAAACAUAAUGAUGCUGUCAGGAGACUCGAGCAAACACUUACGACUUACUUCAAAAAGGGUACUAUAAUGAACAGACCACGUCCACUUCAUAGAAUUGGUGGUUUUCUCUGUUUUGGUGGUCAGAAAGUUGAUGCUAUUUCAUACUAUACUGAAAAGAUAAAGCGUUACGAAAUGGAAAUAGAUUCAACUAGAAAUGAGCUGGACUUUAAAAGACCAGAUAAUUUUGGAUUUGCUUCCUUGGUUUCAAUUCCUGCAGCUCAUACUGUCGCACAAAAGUGUGAAAAUAAACAUCCACAUAAUACUACCAUACAGUUAGCACCAAAUCCAAAAGAUAUAAUCUGGAAAAAUCUCACUCACCCUCCUUCUAAGCUAAGUAAAUUAUGGGGAUGGCUCUUAUUGGCAUUUGUUUGCUUCCUUAAUACAAUUCCACUCAUUUUUAUCUCCUUCUUGGCUAAUAUUUCGGCAACUGCCGUUUACUUUCAAGGACUUAGAGAUUGGCAAAGCAGUUCACCAUGGACAUUCGCAAUUAUGGCUGGUAUACUUCCUCCAUUAGUCGCUGGUUUAUUUUCAUACUAUUUGCCAAUUAUCAUCAGAAAACUCACAGAAUUUAAAGGUGCUGCGACUGAAUCCAGAUUAGAUAGAGCAGUUAUUGCACGUUUAUUUGCAUUCUUGGUUAUAUCUCAACUUUUCAUCUUCACUUUGAUAAGUGUUGGAUUCCAUUUGAUAAGCGAUAUUGUUUCUCAAGUUAAAAAGCAAAAUAGCUUUGUUGACAUUGUCAAAUCUAUGACAACUCUUCCUGAAUCCAUCGAAAGUGCCUAUGUCAGUCAAAGUUCUUACUGGUUGAAGUGGUUCCCAUUGAGAGGUUUUCUUGUCUUCUUCGACCUUGCUCAACUUGGCAAUCUUAUUUUCAUCUUUGUUCGUACACACGUCUUUGGUAGAACACCAAGAGAUAUCAAGGAAUGGACACGCCCACCACCAUUUGAAUAUGCAGUUUACUACGCCUCUAUGCUCUUCAUGGCAUGUGUUGCAUUAAUUUAUGCACCAAUAGCGCCACUCGUUGCUGCUGCCGCUCUCAUCAUCUUCUUAAUCAGUGCUUUCGUUCAAAAGUACCAAUUAAUGUACGUAUUUAUCACGGAAGUUGAAACUGGUGGUCGUAUUUGGAAUGUUAUCAUGAACCGCUUGAUGUUUGGUUUAAUAGCGAUGCAAGCCAUUAUGUUAUUAUCACUUGGAUUGAAAAUGGGAUGGAGCGUCGGUAAAUGGGCAGCAGCAAUACCACCUAUUAUCGCAAUUGUGGUGUUUAAGUAUAUACUUAAUAGAAAGUUCUCAAAGCAGUUCAAUUACUAUCUUCCAGAUAAUGAGGAAGCAGCAACUAGUAAAGUUCACAACCAAAAGUCAGACGUUAAGAGAGGUAGACUUGCUAAAAGGUUCGGUCAUGCGGCUUUGCAUGCUGAUUUGUUUACUGUUCAAGUACACGAUAAACAUGUGCAUCUCCUUGAAGAAGUCUUACCUGAAUCAACUCACAAGACAAGCAACUUCAAAGACGAGAUUAUCGCUGAUGGUCUCAAAUAUGAGGCAGUUACUGAAGAGCAGCUUGAAGAACUUCCAAAUAGGGAUCGUGGUGAACUUGAUUGGGAUGUCAGAUCACUUACAUCAACUGUUUUACCAGGUAGUAUAGACAGACAUGGCGCGGGUACGCCAGGAUCUACGUAUAGUUAUUACCAAUCAACUGGACCAAGAAUACCAUUUGCUGGACACCCUAUGGGUAUGCCAUCAAUUACUGAAUCAUCAGAUUCAUUCCCACCACCACCACCACAUCCAAAUGAUUUCAAUGUUUCGACUGGAUCGUUACACAGAAUGGAAGAUAGUUUCGAUAAACCAUUAUUGGAUUCCAUGAAGAAAGGUACUGAUGCCUAUCAUUACAAUCAUGGAACGUACUCACCGGUUAAUUUGAAUGAGGAGGAAGAUGAAGAUAGAACACCAAGAAUUUCAAGCUUCGCGAGAGAAGAGAGUCAAGCUAGACGUAGGUAUAGCUUUGAAAGUACAGAUUCAUCAUCUGUAUAUUCUGCAUCGGAUGCACAUACCCGGUUAACAGUGACAAAUCAGAGUCCUGCACCAGAGUAUAGUGAAUAUCCUCCAGAGCAUUAGCAUUUUACUUUAUCCUUUUCUAGUUGUAACGAUUUAAAUUAUUUGAGACAAAAUAAACAUACGCCGAAUUCGGAAAUUAAGAUUAGCGAGUGUCGGAAGAAUUAGGAAGUAAUUGAAUCGAUUUUGGUAUUAAACUAACUAAUUGUCAAUUAUUGACUGACAGGCGUGUCAUAACUUCAUUGUAGAGAACGCCCAU
Molecule: messenger RNA, 3250 nt
Organism: Wallemia mellicola CBS 633.66
Lineage: Eukaryota; Fungi; Basidiomycota; Wallemiomycetes; Wallemiales; Wallemiaceae
Product: DUF221-domain-containing protein
Exons: 3
Coding region: 127-3054 (975 amino acids)
Cellular component (GO): plasma membrane
Molecular function (GO): calcium-activated cation channel activity
Source: RefSeq, a predicted model, not a curated record